AUGUCUACUUUGAAUUUAGCGAUAACAAUGGCUUUAUUUAUUAUAGUCGUUACUGCAAUAUAUCAUUUUUAAAAGAAAUUUUCAAGAUGGUUAAAGUAAAAGUAAAGAUAAGGAGAUUCUAGAAAAUAAUCUAAAAUUUCGUAUACCAGAGCAUUUUUUAUGUCACAACAGUAGCAUAACUUAGAACCUCCAAAUUAAUAGUUAAAAGAUAUAGUUAAGCAAAUAUUAUUAAAAAAAGAUGGAAUCGAAGAAUUUUAAAUUGAUGGCGAUAAAAUGGGCUAAGGGAGAACUUAAAGAGUUUCUUCAUAUAGCUUUUAAAAGCAAUAGCAGCCAUCUUCUCUUAUUCAGAAGAAUAGGAAAAAAAAUAAUUCAAUUGAUUAGGGUUAGAAUGGUUAAAGUAGUUAUGGAAAUGGCAGUAUCAAAACAACUAAAACUACUUCGAUUCCUUUAUCUCUGCUCAUUUAGAAUAUAGAGCAACAAAAUUAGAUUAAUUCUCUUAAUCAAGAAAGCGCAUAUUUAUUUACAGAAAAUAUAUCCUUAAGUUAAGAAUAGCAAGAAUAGAUUUCUAAUUGUUUAAGAACUUUAAUAAAUCAUCUUAGGUCUGUUAAAAAAUAAAAAAUUGAUAAAGAAUAAUUUUCAACAUAGUUAGCAGAAGAAUAAGGGAUUGAGCUUUAGAAGCUUUAACAAUUUUUAUAAAUAUAAAAGUUUCAAAGCAAUGACGUAGUGUAAACUUUAAUAUAAUACAGUAAUUUUAAGUAAAUCAGCAAUAACGUAUCUUUAUUAUCAACUGAAAACUAUAAAUAGCUAACUUUAAUGUGCAUUUAGAGUAAUUUAAAAGAUUGGGCUGAUUUUUUACUCUAAGAUAUGCGCAAUAACAACAUUCAACCUGACAGAUACUUACUAGAUGAGUAUAUAAAAAUAGCAACAAAAUGA
Molecule: messenger RNA, 933 nt
Organism: Tetrahymena thermophila SB210
Lineage: Eukaryota; Ciliophora; Oligohymenophorea; Hymenostomatida; Tetrahymenidae
Product: transmembrane protein, putative
Exons: 5
Source: RefSeq, a predicted model, not a curated record